This is a messenger RNA of Bipolaris maydis ATCC 48331, 3855 nucleotides long. RefSeq names its product glycoside hydrolase. The record is from RefSeq and is a predicted model, not a curated record. Gene Ontology annotation, molecular function: chitin binding. Gene Ontology annotation, biological process: carbohydrate metabolic process. Lineage: Eukaryota; Fungi; Ascomycota; Dothideomycetes; Pleosporales; Pleosporaceae.
AUCCGCCGACGCUCCUGCGAGCAGAUCUGGCCUGUUCGCUUGAACACCACUGGUUUCACGCACAUUGUCCUCGGUUUCGCUGUUUUCGACCCAAAAAAUUUCACGGUUGGUAUGCAGCACCCUGAUGAUGGAGAAGUUUACAAACAGUUUCUCCGUCUACCGGAUAACGUUCGGAAAGGAUUGGCGAUCGGCGGCUGGGAAAUGUCCAACGAGGGACCGACACGCACUGCCUGGUCUGACAUGUCGAGUACCAAAUCCAACCGCAAGGCUUUCAUCGAUUCGCUCAAACAAUUUCUCAACACUUGGAAAUUCACUGGUAUUGAGAUCCAUUGGGAGUGGCCUGGUGCGUCGAAUCGCGGUGGUAAACCAGCCGAUGCUCAAAACCAAGUCGACUUGAUUCACGAGCUGCGUGAAUAUCUGGGAAAGGAUUUCAUCAUUUCUGUUGUUCUUCCGGCUCAAAGCGUGUACCUCGAGAAUAUGGCCCCGUUGAAGAUGCAAAGUGUUGUCGAUUGGUUCACCGUCUUGACUUACGACCUUCAUGGGUCUUGGGAUGCCUUCAUCAACGGUUUAGGACCCAAGAUCAAGCCACACACUGAUCUUGCCGAGAUAGAUUCCGCUCUGAACCUGCUCUCCUCCGCCAGUCUCGACCCUGCCAAAAUCAACAUGGGCCUCGCGAAUUACGGACGUGGCUUUACGGUUGCCAACCAGACCUGCAAGUACUAUGGCUGUGAGUUCACCGGCCCAAGCAAAGCUGGUAGCUGUACCAGGGAAGAUGGUCUUCUCAGUGCUUGUGAGAUUUCAAGGAUCAUACGUGAGAAGAACUUGACCCCUCAGGUCAUCUACGGUGGUGCCGGUGUCAAGGAGAUCUCCUGGGACGAUCAGUGGAUUGGAUAUGACGACCACGAUACACUCGCGAUGAAGCUGACACUGGCAAACAAGCGCUGUCUUGGGGGUACCUCUCUUUGGGCCAUUGAGCACGAUUACUGCGAUGGUGGUGGUGUCGGCGGGCCACAAGCACCACAGAGUUCAGUUCAACCUGGUCUGCCGCCUUCCACCCUGUCUCCUGCUCCUCCCUCUGCUCCAUCAUCUGUACAGCCGGGCUUGCCGUCUUCUAAUGCACCAGGUUCAUCCACUCAACUUGCUCCACCUAGCAUUCAGUCAUCUCUUCAGCCUGACCUGCCGUCUUCUGCACCGUCUCCUGUUCAGCCUGGGCUACCGUCUUCUGUUCAGCCCGGCCACUCGUCCUCUCCUGUACCAGGUUCAUCCUCUAAGUCUUUUCUGGCACCCUCUGCUUCAUCUUUCAUUCAGACGGGCCUCCCUUCCUCUGCUUCGCCUGGCUUCCCAUCUUCUGUCCAACCCGGUUUAUCAUCUUCUGCUUCGUCUGGUACUCCGUCUCCCGUUCAGCCUGGCAUCCCGUCUUCCGCUCCACCUGGUUCAUCAGCUUCACCUGGCCUUCCGUCGUCUGCUCCAACAGCAUCUGCAAAUCCUGCCCCGUCUUCAAUACCAUCAUCGAGUGCCUCCACCCAGGGUACAAUUGCGCCCCAACCAUCUAACAGCUCGAUUGGUCAGAAUUCUCCUUCUGUUGUGCCCUCUGGGUCUGAACACCCUUCAUCGCGAGGAUCUCCCACCCCAUCUUCCGCUAUUUGGAGCAGCCAACCAGUAUCUGGAUCCACAUUGAGCCAUUCUGAUGUCUCUUCGUCAGUGCAGAUACCAGUGCCAACAUCUCUGUCGCCAUCGCCAUCGCCAGCUCCAGCUCCAUCUUCAGCUCCAGCCCCAUUACCUAUUAUCACUUCAGUGGCCAGCAUAUCGGCCCCAAUUUCUUCGCGUUCUGGCUCAUCUGCUGCUGGGUCUUCUCCUAUUUGGUCGGGUAGCUCUGCUGGGUCUUCCAUCUCAACCAUCACCCCUGUCGUUUCCUCCACCACGGCCAUCGUUCCUCCCGGUUCCUCUGAUUCUGGCUCUUCUGUUGUUUGGUCAGGUAGCUCUACAAGAACUUCUGCCACGGCAAUCGUUCCCGUCGUUCCCACCCUUCCAAGUGGACCUACUUCUUCAACAACGCCCAUCACUCAAGUCGGAUCAUCUUCAGUUGCGGGUAGUUCGCGGGCGGGUUUCCCAAGUGGUUCGAGCCAUGCUUCAUCCUGGAUCCCGCCUCCUUUUGGCAGUUCGGCAGCACAGUCGCCUCCCCACAGCGGCUCGAGCCUGGUCAUCUCCUCUUCGCCUCCAGGAAGCUCACCAAUGCAGUCUUCCGGUGGCAAGACAGCCACUCGUCCUCCGACUUCCGCUCAGGGUAGCAAUACCCCGACUGGUAUCAUUGUCCCAUCCAAAGCCAGUACUGCUCCGCCAGUUGUUAUCGUCAGUUCCACUUCCAGUCCUGCAAAGCCGUCGCCUACUGCUACAGGAUGUCCCAAUGAGUGCCGGAACUUGGAUUGGUACAGUGAUCCAGACUGUAAGCCAAACAACUGCGUUGCGGAAUGUGCGGUAUGGCGUACUGUCACAUUUUUCAUGUUCAAGCGGCCCGUCUGCCCAUGUGUCCCCAAGAAGUGCGACAAGGAUGGUGAGAGCGACAGUCCCAGCGACAGUGACCGCGACGACCCCAAAGUGAAGCCUAAGCCCACAUCUCGUCCAAAGGAGAAAAACCCAAGGUGCAAGCUCUUCGGUUGUGGUUGUGGCUGGAUGGGCCUUUCUUUCGGACCCGGAUGCCCUGGACUGGAGAUCGAAAUCACUUCUCCGUGCGGUCUUUUCGGCUGUAACCCUUGCGUUUUCUUCGGGUGCCCUGGCACACAACCAUCAGGCAUUAUCGGUUACGAUGGGUACUGUCCAGGAGGAGGAUGCGAGCCUUGUCCCCCAGAAAUCUGCAGUCGCCCUGGCUGCACAAUCUCUGGUGGCUGUGGACCCAAGCCUGGACCAGCACCGACCAAGCCACCGAAUCGUCCUGACCCGGAUGACUGCGAUGACAGCAAGAGGACAGUCAUCACUGAACGCUUCGUAUGGUGCACUGAGGGAUUCAAUGUUUCUGCCCUUCCAUCAAGUCUUCGAGGAACUUCCUCGACCAUGGUUUCUUCGCUCUGCUUGCCAAUGAUCGAUGCCACAGUGACUAUGUGCGGUGGUGCAAUGCCUGGGUUCGACACGACAACGACACAGACAGGUACCAAAACGGUCAGUUCAAAUGGUCCUGCCUGCAUUCGAGCUCCAUUGUCUUUGGAUGACGACGAGGGUGACAACAGCCCGAACGAUCCAUUUCACACGUCCAAAACCUUCGCUAGCAACACGACUAGCAUGAUUCCAUCCAAGACUUCGUUUACACCGCCCAAAGCAACCAAGAUCUCGCUCGCGCCACCUAGCCCUAGUCAUGGCCCCAUGGACAAGUUCGGACACUGGAAGGUGAAAAUCAAUCAGUACAUGUUCAACGACUACUCCGAGGUCAACUGGAAGCUUUAUGACCCCAACGGCAACCACGCUGGUGAGCACAACGUCCACGGCAAAGGCAUGAAGGAGAUGAAGGACUAUAUUCAGUCUGUUAAUCGUCCAUUUGAGCACAUGAUGCCUUUCGGUGUUGACAUGACCGUCUCGAACCCUCACGACGUCAACAAGUGUGUUGUUAACCUCUCCAUCAAGAAGGAAAUGCCAGGCUGCAAAAGCCUCCGUGGCGAGGCAUGCAGGCCAUACAUGACAACGGAGACUUUCACUGAAGACCAAUUUUUCAUGGUCUCAGUGUGUGAUUUCGAAUGUGGAUGGCUGAAUCUCAAGUCACUUCUGGAGCCGUCGGAUUUGUGGUGCCAGGACUUGAACGAUGCAGACUGGGAACCGAUGGCCAAUGGGUGGAAGAGGGUCUUCGAGUGUGGUUGGAAGGGGUUCUGA